AUGGGUGUGUUAGAUUAUCAAAAUCACCAUUGGCCACUCCAGAAUGCAUCAUCUCGAGAGGAAGACAUUCGGUACUACAAUGUAGUGAAGUCCAUGCGGUUGGAAUUCGAGGAAACAUUGUCCAAAGGUAUUGCGAGUGUGUUGAAGGAGGAAAUAUUGAAAAAGGAAGGAUGGAACAUGGUAGAGAUUGCCCAGCACAUGAAGACCUUUCUCGAAGUGGUGGAAUCAAACAAGUUUCCAGCCUCUGAUGAACCCUCUUAUGUGGUCUUCAAGUUGUUAUGCCGUGCAUUCUUGGUGAAGAAUGUCAGAACCAUGGAGCAGUCCAAGGACACACAAAAGCAGAACAGUAGAUGUACCCGUGAGAGUGCACACAAAGCAUUGAAGAAAAAACUCCUGCUCCUACGAGAUAUCUGCCUUCCAAGAGACUUGACAUUGAUGUAUCUGGUGAUUAUCCAGCGCGUAACCGAAGCUUGCCUGAAGACCUAA
This is a messenger RNA of Seminavis robusta, 486 nucleotides long. The record is from the annotation of a GenBank genome assembly. Lineage: Eukaryota; Bacillariophyta; Bacillariophyceae; Naviculales; Naviculaceae.